UUCGGGGACUGAGGUGUCCGUCACGUUGCAGGUAGGCGUGGUUUAUCCACAAACUACGGAAACAGGCUGAAUUAGUCCAAAAAUCUGUCCGCAGUAGCAGCAGCGGCGGCGGCAGCGGACACACGGGACCUGACAGACCUCAGACCAGCACUCAUCACACCCACCGUCCACUCAGCGCGGGGGAGAUGGAGGACAGAGCCGGGACCAGAGUAUUUAAGAAGUCCAGCCCCAACUGCAAGCUCACUGUUUAUCUGGGGAAGCGAGACUUUGUCGAUCACUUAGACCAAGUAGACCCAGUUGACGGAGUGCUGCUUGUCGACCACGAGUAUCUGAAAGAUAGAAAAGUGUUUGUGACUCUGACCUGUGCGUUCCGUUACGGCCGCGAGGACCUGGACGUCCUGGGCCUCUCCUUUCGGAAGGAUCUGUACGUCAGCACGGUCCAGGCCUUCCCUCCUCCGCAGGAGACCAAGACGCCUCCGAGCCGCCUGCAGGAGCGGCUGCUGAAGAAGCUGGGUCAGCAUGCCUACCCCUUUAACUUCACUAUCCCCCAGAACCUGCCUUGCUCAGUAACCCUCCAGCCCGGCGCUGAGGACACGGGGAAGGCGUGCGGUGUGGACUACGAGCUCCGAGCGUUCUGUGCUAAGACCGCGGAGGAGAAGAUCCACCAGAGGAACUCUGUGCAACUCCUGAUCCGGAAGGUCCAGUACGCUCCGGAGAAGCCGGGUCCACAGCCCAUGGCGGAGACCAGCCGCAGCUUCCUGAUGUCCGACAGAUCUCUGCACCUGGAGGCCUCGCUGGAUAAGGAGCUGUACUACCACGGUGAGCCCAUCAGUGUCAACGUCCACGUCACCAACAACUCCACCAAGAGCGUGAAGAGGGUGAAGGUAUCCGUCCGGCAGUAUGCCGACAUCUGUCUGUUCUCCACUGCUCAGUACAAGUGCCCCGUGGCCCAGGUGGAAGCAGAUGACCAGGUCUCUCCAAGCUCCACCUCCUGCCAAGUCUACACUCUGACCCCCAUGCUGGGUACCAACAGGGAAAAGAGAGGCCUGGCCCUGGAUGGAAAGCUAAAGCAUGAAGACACCAACCUGGCCUCUAGCACCAUAGUAAAGGAAGGAACCAACAAGGAGAUGAUGGGGAUCCUGGUUUCCUACAGAGUCAAAGUCAAACUGGUGGUGUCUCGUGGUGGGGAUGUAGCUGUGGAACUACCGUUUGUCCUGAUGCAUCCCAAACCAUCAGACCAGUCCAGCUCUCCCCCAGAGUCAGUCGCUCCCGAGGCUGAUGCUACAGUGGAUACAAAUCUCAUAGAGUUUGAGAUGAACACUUCGUCUCAGGUCGAUGACUUUGUCUUUGAAGACUUUGCUCGCCUGGGCCUGACGGGGAUAAAGGAUGAGGGCGACCCCUUUUGUUAGCGGAGUCCCCCGUCUGAGUGGAACACACAGGACGCCCUCCCUCAACCCUCGAGAACCCAAGAAGUCAUGAAGACGGCCUCCUGAGUUUUGCCACGUUUUAAUUUGUCCAUUUAUUCUCUGUAGGCUUCUACUUGUACCUCACACUAGUGGUUUUCUUGCAUAAAAAGGAUGAGAUGGCCUGACUUCAGUGAGUUUAACCCUCUAUGGUAUGAUGUUGCCUCUAGGCAACAUACCCAUUUUUGGCCUUCUACAUUCUCACAAUACAUCUCCAGUUAUGAUGCAAUACUUUGAAUAAUAGCCAGGACCAUAAGGAACCAAUAGCAGUGUUUGAAUUUGUCACAUGACUCUCUGGAGGCCCUUUUGAAAACCUUUCUUUUUUUGUGCCUGGAACACCUCCCAAGGGAGACGUCCAGGGGGCAUCCUUACCAGAUGCCCAAACCACCUCAACGGGCUCCUUUCAACGCAAAGGAGCAGCGGCUCUACUCCGAGCUCCUCGCGAAUGGCUGAGCUUCUCACCCUUCUAUCUCUAAGGGAGACGCCAGCCAGUCUCCUGAGGAAACCCAUUUCGGCCGCUUGUACCCGUGACCUAGUUCUUUCGGUCAUGACCCAUCCUUCAUGACCAUAGGUGAGGGUAGGAAUGGCUCAACCAUUUCUCGUCAAAAAAUUGAUUCACAAUAAUAUGGAAGUAAAGCUUAAUUUCUAAUCGUAUAAUGUACUUUGUUUUCUAAUUAAAUAAUGUAAACUUGUUAAAAUGCAAAUGUUGCCUUGAGGCAACACCGUACCAUUAUGGAUUCACCAUGACACCAUGACAUUGUGGUAUAUAUGGAUGGCAUGCCAGAUAUUGGGGCAAGUGGCAACAUCAUUCUGUGACUUGCGAGCAUCAUUCCAGGCAACCAAUCCUACAAGCUGUUCUUUAAUAACUGGUACAUCAGUGUGGAUCUCCAGACCGUUCUCCAAAAGAGAAAGAUCCACUGUGUUGGAACAGUGCAGCAAAAUCGACUGACAGGGUGCAGCUUCUCUGAGGAUAAAGCCAUGAAGAAGAAGGUCAAGGGAGCCUUUGAAGAGAAAGUCACAUGUCAUGAUGGAGUCCAACUCAGGGCAGUGAAAUAGCAAUGCAAUCGUGCUGUCCAUCUCAAACUUUGCCUCAACCAGUGUUGUGCAGACAUACAAUAAGAAUAUGGGACGAGUGGAUCUUCUGGACUCACUGAUUGCUCUCUACAGAACAAAGAUCACAAGUCAAGGAAGUGGUGUCACAAGAUUGUGUUCCACAUGAUGGAUUUCCCUGUGGCGUCCCAAAGGAAGAUGUAUACAGCUUGCUCAUAUUCAAAGCUGAAGUCAGUGGCCUUUGCAAUGAGAGGAAAGUCUUGAAGAAGCGGGGAAGACCUUCACAGAAUGUUGAGGGAGACCUGGCUGAGAAGAGUCAUCAGUGCCAUGAACACCUGUGUGUCAGGCCAACACUGACCAUUGGCCUGUGAGGGUAGAGAAAAAGGGCUGGUGCAAAUACCCUGGCUGCAAUGGUAAUGAUAGUGAAAGUGCAGUGGUCCAGUAUGUCACCUACUUAUGCUUCACUGCUGAGAAGAACGGCUUCAUGAAUGUCCACAAGCAGUAAGCCUUAGACUCUCCACACAUUCAUUCCAAUUCCAGUUGGUCCACAAUGGUACAAUGUGGCCUGCAGGCAACACUCAGACGUGUAUUCUUUUGAAAAGUUAUUUUUUAACAUUUUAACAUGUGUGGCAUGCAUUUAACCUGUUGAGGUUAUAGAGUAUUUUCCAUGUGUUUUUAUAUACUUUUGUUCAAAUUUGAAACAAUAACUCUUUUUUAAUUAUUUACCAUAAUGGUACAGUGUUGCCCCAAGGCAACACACCCCAAAAAGUACCCCCACCCCCAAAUUAUUAUUAUUAUAUUUUUUAGAUCAUGUUUAUUUGGUCUAAAGACUGCAAACAUUUUUUUCCCAACUGACAUCAUAAUGCGUACCAUAGAGGGUUAAGAAAUGGAGGCCUGAGUGAGAGGUUGUUGCAGGAAGGGCUGCUGCUUGCGUUGUUCUGCUAAUAUCAGUAUUAAACAUGCUGCUGUGAUUCAGGAAUUAUAAUUCUAACAAGUUAAAACAAAGUUAUUAAAGUUGUAUUUUUGUAUUCAUGAUAGGUCAGCUGAUGGUUUCAGGGGGCCCUCUAACUUUUACUGCUUCCUAUUGAUUUGUCCUAGUAGAUCAAACUAGAGGGUAUAUAGUUAAAUCAACAAAAAGGCUUUUAUUUUUACAGUUAUUUUUGGUAUUUCGUCUAAUAUCUGUAGGGUGAACUAAAAUGAUUAAAACUGAUUUUUAGUGUUUGUUGGACAGCCAGGGCUUGUUUCAUUCUGGCUUUGAUGUGCGAUGUCAUCAGUGGUGGAAGUAUAUUUACUUCAGUACUGUUCGACGUACUUGUGAUUUACUAGUAUUUCCAUUUUUUGUGACUUUUUACUUCUACUCCUCUACGUUUCAGAGGCAAAUACUGCCAUUUUUACUCUACUACAUUUAUUAAACACUUAUUGUGACAUACAGUACAGUGCCAAGAGGUUUGGACACACCUUCUCAUUCAAUUCAAUGAGAACAUGUGUCCAAACCGUUGACUGGUACUGUCCAUAAAAUUACAUGAUAUUAUGCAUUAUUACACCACUAAUCUACCUAGUAGUACAAAGUAUCUCAAAUUGCCUCCACAAACUACAACAUUAAAAUGCGUCUGCAAAAUGCAAGUAUUUCUGAUAGAAACAAAAGAGAAUGACAUAAUAUUAUAUGAUAUUAUUACCCUUUCAAAUGAGCCAUUGUGCAUAAUGAGUAGGUUUACUUUGGAUACUUUAAGUAUAUUUAGCUUAUACUUCUGUGCUCUUACUUAAAGGCACAACAAGUCUGAUUUGUAAGUAUGCGCGUAGUAAGUACAACAUGAGAGUUGAGCCCAGAUACCUUCUGGUUUUGAAAUAAGCUUUGUCCCUGUUGGUAUUUUGCCUCCCUAUAGAAUGAUAUACUCUGGCGAGUGAGGCUAUUUUAAUCAUGUGAAACAUGGUUAUUUAGGGAGAUCCCAGAUACCGGGCCUUUAAAGGGUAACUUAUUUUUUACCUGGCCCCUAUUCUUCCAUGUUUGUGUAACGUGGAGCGAUGGGAGAUUUCAGAACAAGACUUGGUUGGACGCAACAACAAUCAGGACAGACAGGAUUGUCUCUCAAUAGUGUUCCAAUUUCUAAAAGUCUUUGUCCCCAUUACUCACCUAGAGACAAGAACUUGGGGAAAUGUUCAGGUUACCCUUUAGGUCACAUUUUCAGUUUGGGAAUUCUACCAAAGGAUCUAAUUUGUCUACCACAGGAGCUCUUAUUUACGGCACCUUUACCUAAUAUUGUCUUAUCAGUGCUAGCACUAUAAAGUUACCAUGUUUCGUUGUCAAACAAGUGUGCCAUUUAAUUUCUCAAUGCUUAUUGGCCAAUAGGUAAACCGAGUGGGUUGUAUCUGCCUGCCACUUUAUCAUCCCGACUGUAAUUCUCUGCAUUUGACUAGAAACAUUUUUGCUUGUCUUUUUUCCAUCAUGAUGUAAAUGUGAGCUUUGUAAGUGAAAGAUACAACAGCUAAAACCACUCCAAAUAAGACUGGAUUUACUCAAUAAAUUGAAAUAAAAUGUACAAAUAAUCCUUAAAAUGGA
Molecule: messenger RNA, 5070 nt
Organism: Pungitius pungitius (ninespine stickleback)
Lineage: Eukaryota; Metazoa; Chordata; Actinopteri; Perciformes; Gasterosteidae
Gene: arrb2b
Product: arrestin, beta 2b
Exons: 14
Coding region: 186-1409 (407 amino acids)
Biological process (GO): G protein-coupled receptor internalization; signal transduction; positive regulation of ERK1 and ERK2 cascade
Cellular component (GO): cytoplasm
Molecular function (GO): angiotensin receptor binding
Source: RefSeq, a predicted model, not a curated record